Haliotis rubra (blacklip abalone) is the source of this 8160-nucleotide messenger RNA. RefSeq names its product signal-induced proliferation-associated 1-like protein 1. Bases 678 to 5639 code for a protein of 1653 amino acids. Gene Ontology annotation, biological process: activation of GTPase activity; regulation of small GTPase mediated signal transduction. Lineage: Eukaryota; Metazoa; Mollusca; Gastropoda; Lepetellida; Haliotidae. Gene Ontology annotation, molecular function: protein binding; GTPase activator activity. The transcript is spliced from 27 exons. The record is from RefSeq and is a predicted model, not a curated record. Gene Ontology annotation, cellular component: cytoplasm.
CUUGCUCUGUACUCGCUAACGUGCUUGUUCCAAAAUAUUCGGAAUACUAUCGCUGUGUUCAACAUAUCAGAAAAGAAUCUUCUUAGUUGACACCGAUUUAUGACUCCGACUGAAAGAUUACCUCAUUUGGAGCACAAACCACAGAAAGGUGUUUCAUGGAACUAUGAAUUGUGGGUAAUAACCUGGACGUAGAAAUCGGCCAAGAGGUCCGCAGUUAAGCCUCAGUUGGACAGGAUAGCUGUGCAUUGAAGGUGAAGUCUGUGGGACCUUAUCUUGCUGAAGGGAAUGGUUGGAGGAAGAUGGCUGGGUCCCUCUGAACACAGGCCAGGAAACUGUUGGCUACUAUUGUGUGACCCCACUCUGGCAAUGAGAGCUGGUCAAGCACCAAUAGGAAAUGGAAGCUUGUGUGUCGUCUGCUUCUGUGCGGAGAUGAAUCAUAAUUCUACAAAAUGUGAACUCUAAUGGAUAAUGAUUCUGCUUGCAAUGCAUCAUGGUACUAUUGUGUGACAACCUCUUCGCAAGCAUGGAUAACAAUAUAUGUAAAUAGGUGCUGGAAGGGUUCUCCUUCUGAACAGUUACAUUUUUAAACAAGGAUUGUUUUUGGUGUUCAUGAUGGAAGAAGAUCACUUGGCAUGUUUGGGCAAGCAUAAGUGUAAUUCUUCACGCUAGUCAAGAUUAUGGCUACAAAAAACCAGCCGUUUCAAAACAAACCUGAUCUUGACACUGUCCGAGAGCGAGCUAUGCAAGCAGUGGAGUACUACCAACAACAGGUGGCACCAACAUACUCUGGUAAAAGUGUCAGUCGAUCAGGAGGUUACUCCGGCAGCCAUUCUAACAUUGACCGUAAGGAUUAUCUUGAAGGAUAUGCACACUCCUCAACAGAGGAUGCCUUGAAUUCAGGGAUUGAACCUGCCUCAUCUAAUAAUUUCUAUCGUGCUCAAAUGAAAGCGGGAAUUAUCGACAUGCGCAGCUCCAUGAGUGAGCGGAUAGGAACAGGUAGAAGUCGAGCAAGGACGUUCCAUGGCCCUCAUGGUCAUACAAACAGAACAAGAACGCAAAAUUUUAGCAUAGAUAAAACCAAAACACCGUCAAAACCCUCAGUUCCCCCAAAACCUGUAGAGAAAUCCUCCUCAUCUCGAAGGACUAGUCGUGGUUUAUACCGAAGCAAUAGUAACCUUGAGAUGGACACAGUUGAAGUUGUGGAGGAGGGCCUUCCACCCGCAGCAAUUCAUCGGGAGUAUGGUAGCACCUCCUCCCUAGAUCAGCUAGGGACUAGCACUGAAAACUUCUUUGCAAUGUUGAGGGGCUACCAGAAUGAAAACCCAGAUCAGAGAAGUCCUGCUCCGCCACAGUUGCAGGAAGUGCUUCGUGGCAAGGCUGAUGCCAAAGGACGCUUUCUUAAUGGUGCUGCAAUGAUGGACAAAGAGUCAGAGGAAAUUAGUGAUAGUCCCAAAGGGAAAAAUAAAUCAAAAUUCAAGGAUAGGAAAGCACGUGCUAAGUCAAUAACUGAUGGUAAUCCUGGCAUUCUGAAGAAAGUGUUUGGCGGAAAGCCUGAUGCUGAUGUCACGGGGAAAACAGACUAUAGCUUUCCUGAUGAUGGUAGGGCCGAGGAACGGUAUAGGCGGAAAGCUCUUGCACACUUUGAUUGUCAGAGUGUUGGUGUGAAUUUGAGCGAUAUAAAGAACAAGAAUCAUUCAGGGAUUAUGAAAAACACUGCAACAGGUGCUUCUGCUGCCUCCUUCAACAGGAACAGUUACGCAGGAGACAAGGACGAUCCAGACAUCAUUGCUGGGACCGAUGAAGGGGACGGCAAGAGCAAUGAGCUUGUAUUGUCGUGCCCGUUCUUCCGGAAUGAGAUCGGUGGUGAGGAGGAGAGGAUUGUGAGUUUGACAAAGCUGACUGCCCAGAAGCGUGUUCAGGGGGCCAGCAGCAGUAACAGCAGUAAUCAUAUUCAUAGUGCAAUGUCUUGGUAUCGACAUCCUGCGUGUUGCGGGGUGGCCGUUUUGGACUCUUCGCCUGCACCUUCUGGACAUGUGUUACCUCCCCUUAUCUCUCAUAAAGGUCAUGUGAUUGAAUAUGUGGAUUACGGAGCAUAUUACUACCGGCACUUCUUCUUUAGCUAUGAUCAUCAAAACUUCUUUGGCAAUGAUGACAAUCUUGGCCCAGUUGCAAUCAGUAUUCGCCGGGAGAAGGUUGAUGCAGACGAGCGGACAAACCAUCUUGGCAAACCAGACUAUGGGUUUUAUCAGUACAGAAUUAUCUGCAGAACAAGUGAGCUGACUACAAUACGAGGAUCUGUGAUAGAGGAUGCCAUCCCCUCGUCAAGUCGACUCAGCAGUUCGCGUGGUGUGCCUGUCAAGGAAGUCCUUGAGUUUGCUUUGCCUGAAGUGCAACUAUCUAGCCUCAAACAGGCUGUACCGGGCAUGAAAACAGCUGAACAACUGCUGAAAGUGGAUGAACAAGGGAUCAGCAACACAUACAAGGUGGGGAUCAAGUACUGCAAGUCAGGGCAGGCUUCGGAGGAGGAUAUGUACAAUAAUGAGCACAGUUCCCCUGCUUUUGAAGAAUUCCUCAAACUCAUUGGGAAGAAGGUCAAGUUAAAAGGUUUCGACAAGUACAGAGGAGGGCUUGAUUGCAAGACGGACUCCACCGGAACACACUCGUACUACACAACUUUCGAAAACUGUGAGAUCAUGUUUCACGUCUCCACUAUGCUGCCCUUCACCCCAAACAACAGGCAACAGCUAUUGCGUGAGCGGCAUAUUGGGAAUGACAUCGUGACAAUCGUGUUCCAAGAGCCAGGGUCCCUCCCCUUCACGCCCAAGACAGUGAGGUCACAGUUUCAGCACGUGUUUAUCAUCGUCCAGGUGCUCAGUCCCAAUACAGAGAACGUCCAGUACAGAGUUUCUGUCACAAGAUCCAAAGAUGUGCCACCAUUUGGUCCACCCAUACCUGAAAAUGCUUCAUUUACAAAAUCAGCUGAAUUUGUCGACUUCCUGCUUGCAAAAGUGAUAAAUGCAGAGAAUGCAGCACACAAGUCUGACAAGUUCCGAGUGAUGGCGUCACGUACACGCCAGGAGUACUUGAAGGACCUUGCAGCAAACUACAGCUCAGCAAAUUCUUUAGACUCAGGAUCCAAGCUAAGUAAGUUUGCGCUCGGCAGUGGACGGAAGAAGGAGAGAAGCAAGCAGAAAGUGGUUCCUGAUCUGUUUGCUAAGGGCGGCAUUGUCUGGAAUGUGCAGAUCGAGGACUACAGCAACGCGUCACAGGUGGAGUGCCUGUUGGCAAUGGCGGCUGACACUGUGGUGCUGAUGGAGGAGGGAAGCAAAUACAUCAUCUUCACCAUCCCCUGCGGCACCGUCAUUGGCUGGACGUUACAGGGCUCCAGUUUACGUCUGUACUUCAACCAAGGAGAGUUCGUUCUUCUUCGACCAAUCAGUGGCGAGCGGGAGGAGAUGGAUGAAAUAAUCAGUCGUCUGUCGGCCAUUACACAGGGGUCAGAGACACUGGAGAUCAACCUGCGUCGGAACGGCCUGGGUCAGCUCGGCUUCCACAUCCAGUCCGAGGGCAUUGUGACGGAGGUGGAGGAACAUGGGUUUGCCUGGUCCGGUGGGCUCAGGAAAGGCAGCCGAUUGGUUGAAAUAUGCAAAGUGGCCACAGCCACACUCAAUCAUGAACAGAUCGUAGAUCUACUCCGGACAUCACAGCCUGUUAAGGUGGUGGUUGUGCCCCCUCUUGAAGAUGGAUCACCAAGAGGCUUCCUUACCCUCAACUCGCACUUCCAUUAUUCCUCCAUGGGGGCUCUGAAUGCCCUUAUUCUCUCUGAGCGUGUUCACACUCAGAAAGAGACUAAGUACAACAGCCAGAGAAGCUCCCUAACACUGCCGUUACAGAAAAAGUCUAGAGGAGGCGGCGACAUGAAGACCCCAUCUCCACGAAGUAUCGUGGCGUCACAACAUUCGUCAGAUUACGAACUGAACAAUCGUUACCCGACUCACGCAUACACCGACUCGACACUGUCGUCUGGUCGGGGUUCAGAUGAUGGUCGAUUGUCCCACUACAGUCAACCUCAGCAGGAUGUAUAUGAGCCAUAUCGCACAAGGGGAGGCAACCCUGAUGGUCACGUUAGCUCCGGGGACGAGUUACAUUCUAGAAGUGGAUCACAUGAUAGCUCAGAUUAUUCUCUCUCGGGAAGUGGCAAUAAACAGUGGAAUCACCGCGGCAGUGUCCAGGGUCAGGCAGCCACACAGGUUGGAAGGAGAGGAGAGCCUUCAUCGGGGAUGGAGGCAGUAUCCCAGAAUUCCUACCUUACAAGCACAGAGAGUAUCUACAGUCAGACGUCAGGCUCGUCCAACUACGGCACCCAGCGCCGCAACUACCACCAGAUGGACUACUCCUACACCGGCCUCCCCCUAACUGGCAACAUUGCGCUGGAGUUACUGAAGCAGACGCAGAAUACGAAGUACCUCCUUCGUCAGGGCAACGAACAGCAGCAGGAUCAGCUACCAACUAACUCAGCAACCAACUUGAGUCAGAUCAGUGAGGGGUCGUCCUACUCCAGUGGUUCCUCACAGAUUCAUCCAGGUCACAAGAGUCACAGUGACAACAGGCUCAACAAUCUCAAUAAGGAUGAGCCGAUAGUGCCAAAACGGAAGGACUCCCUCCAAGCCCACAGUAAAGCCAGCAAGUUCUCCCAGCACAAGAAGAACCAGUUAGACGUGUCCCCCCUCAGCAGCAACAACAGCAGCCCACGCUCCUCAAACAAGAAUUUGUCAGGCAUGUCUUCCGAGGAGUCCCUGGCCACACGGCUCCGCCCCGGCGUCAUGAACCACCUGCGGUCAGCCCGCACCACACCCAGUAACUUUCAGGAGGAGCUGAUGAGGCUCAUUGACCCAGACAUCUCCGAGAAGGAUCUUGCUACCUACACAGUCAAGGGCCCAAGUCAGCGACGCACCAAGAGGAUACAGCGGACAAUGUCUGAUGAGAGCCUACACAGCACCAAGGGUACAAUCAGUGCUAGAGAUGUAAACCACAUCGGCAGUGAUGUCAUCUUCACCACAGCAGUGCCAGCACAUGUGGCAGCCACACAGCAAGAUGAACUCUCUAAGGAACAGAGACUGUCUCCCAGAGCUGUUCUCACCUCCAAGUCCCGCCCACGAAGUCGCACAGCUGGAGAAGUUCGAGGCCACAAGGUUCCUCUCCCUGAGUCAACGGCUGGCCUAGACUGGUCUAAUUUGGUGGAUGUAGCUACAAAGGCCAUUGAAUGUGACUUGCCAGAUGGAAGUGGGAUGGAUGUACAGAAUGAGCCACAGUCUAGGGUGUCCAGGGACCUCUCAGAGGAUGUGCCCCGGCCCCGUCCCCCUACCCCACAGGACAGUGUACUAGGGGCCACGUCAAGCAACAUGUCCAGCUGGCGGUCAGCUGGUCUCAGUCCGCAGCAGGUGGUGGAGGAGCUGGAGAUGAAGGUGGUGCAGCUGCAGCAGGACCUGGAUAAGGAGAGCCGAGAGAAGUCUGCUCUUGAGACCGAGGUUCAGCAGCUGAGAUCGGACAACGUCCGUCUCCAGGAAGAAUCUCAGACAGCAGCGGCACAACUACGCCGCUUCACAGAGUGGUUCUUCAACACCAUCGACCGCCAAUGACUAGCACGUCAGUGUGACUGGAUCCAGCUGGAGUUCCAGCAGCUCUGCAGCGAGCUGAAUCACCUGCAGAAGAAUGAAGACUGCUGAAGUUAUCUCCCCUAGGGAAGGGAGAUAACUCUGAAAUAAGGAAGAGGAAGUUUUGUGCUUUCUGAUAUGGCAUAAGCUGCAUAAAGACACAAGCAUACGCAUACUGGGGAGUAACUGUUGCUUUCAAUGUCAUUUGGAUUGCAAAUGGACCUUUCUGGAGUUUACAACCACAAAAACUCAUAUGUUUUGAAAAUGACAAACUUUUCCUGAAAAAAUGAUAUUGUUUAUUCUAUAAUGGCGGAUCAUUCUAGUCCAUGCUUUCUUCAGAAAUGGCAACAAGGAAAAGUAAAUUUGGACUUGUGGCAACAAGAUAGAAACAUUAUUAGUUCUUGGUCAGAGGUGUGAUUUCACCCCAGCCAUUGAAUUCCACUGCCAUCUGAACAAGUAUUUCAACAGAGAGAACUGAUUUUACAACUCUGUUUGUGACUGGUCAAAAGAAAAUUAACUUCCUAUCUCUAGAAUCCGGACAGCCUGGUACUUCUUAUUUCCAGUUUGUUAAAAGUGUAGCAUCAUGCUCUCUUCACUGUACCAUUUGCCGUGUGUCAACACCAUAUGUCUGAACCACAUACAUUGAAACCAUAGGUUGUUCAACUGUUCAACCAGCCAUUGCUGAAACCAUUCUUACUGAAGUGAUAAUUAACAAUGAACCAGUUGUCUCGGAAACCAUCUGAUGAAGAGGUCAUUGUGAAAUAUUUGUGCAAGCAACCAGCCAUUGCAGAAACAAUGUUUUCUCAGUGAAAGUCAUUGUGGCAAGUGCCCAGCAGCCAGCAGAACUGCAAGUCAUUGUGCUCUUCCAAACUCCAGUCCGACAUCUUGUCCAGUCACACUGCCCUUCCCAGGGAGGAAGGAGAACUAUUUUGUGGGGAUUGUAACCUAGGCAUGAACCUAAGCGCUACCCAUAUGGGGAUAUACUACAUUCGUCCAUUGAGAGGAGUUCUAUUUGGUGCAACAUUUGUACAGGAUUUUUGAAAGACGAGCUGCGAUGUCCAAAUUGUGUAUAGUUGUCAGUUGUGCAGGUCAAGGCCAUGUUUAUAUAGCCCAUCUGCUCCCAUGGCAUGUGUUAUGUGUACAUUAACUCUUUAUAACCUCAUUGAAAUGCCUCAUAAUAUACUUUAUCUGUAGACUUGUACUCAUAGGUCAUAUUUCUUCAAUUUUAGAUACAUGUACCAAUACCAUUUAUAUUUGCCAUGUCUCUGGGCUUAUAUUUGUGAAGUGUUUUGACUAGAUAUUUUCAUCUUUUGCAGUCCUAUACAUUUGUGUAUAACUAAACCAGGAGAAACUUUCUUCAAGCCAGAAAUAGAGAGUCUUCCUUUACUGUCUAAAUAGAAUAGUCCAGUUGAUCUCGUACAGUAUUGAACGUGUUGUCUGUGUACUUAACCCCUAGCUUGAGGAUCCAGUUAUGUAACUUUUUUAUUGACUGACAAAUUCUGCCUAUCCUGGUACAUUUAGAUCAGUAGAUAGUCUCUUCUGCUGAAACACUGCUGUGGUUGUUCUCUUUUAAGAUCAAAUAAUUUCCUGAGGAACUUCCUGUCUGAUCAUCCAUAAUGGUAACGUAAUGGUCACAUUGAAAUUACUCUCUGCCUCAUGAAUAUUCUUGAAGAUCAUCCUUGUACAUGAAAAUUAACAUCAGUGUAAAUUAUGUAGAGUAGAGUUAUCCCUCAUCAGAGUUGUUGCCCAACAGAGCUCGUAACAAGUUUCCAUGGAAACCUGAAAAUAGACAAUGUACUACUUCUGGUCAUGUUGUAAAAUGCUGUGUUAAACUGGUCUCAGAAUCUGUUUUCCAUCCAAGUACAAUACUCUUUAUAUAGUCAGUGUAAAUAGUCUUACAUUCUAACUUAUACUUCCUUACACUUCUUCCCUUAUGUCUUCUGUCUGUCAGGGAAUGGUUUUGUAGGAUGUAUGGUGUUUAACAAACCACUGAACUAUCCAUACAUCUAUAGGCCAACAUACAAGGAUUGUCAGCUACCUGCUCAGCAGAUGAUAUGCUGUUCCAAGUCAGCAGGAAAUGUGUAUUGAAACAGGAAUGUGCCUCUAUGCUGAGUUUCUAUUGUAUUGAAUACAAAAUACCCAUGGAGUCAAUACACCUAUGGAAGGAAAGUACUUGUGAAAGUGAAAGAAGAUAAUGUUUCCUGAUCGUAGAAAGAGGUUGUGACAUUUCAUCCAAUGCAAAACAGGCAUGUGUGAUAUGAAAGUACUAUCUACCAGUGUGUAUAAGUGUUCAUACCACUGGUUACAAUAAUUCCCUUAAGUUAACUAAAUAUGGUUUGUUAGGGUGUCUAGUCAUCAUGUAGAUGAUGAAAUACAUACAAUUGUAUCCUGUAGCUGCCUUGUUUGCAAGAUCUGGAUCAUAUCAUCCCUAUUUGAAUUAUAGUAGGUCUAGUGAUGCAGGUUGUGCUGUUUCAUAUAGAAGGUUCAAAUCCAUUUUUGCCCAAAA